CUUAAUCCACUGCAGGUACCCACAACCCAGAAUCUGCUCCCAAAACUACCUAAAUAUAUAAAUAUUUCCCCCCAAGUCAUAAUUUUCAAGGAAUCUGCAUUUUAUCAGACGCUUCAAUGAUUCCCACGCAUAUUGGCUGGUUUGAGAAGUCGGCUAUGCACGUUCAAGCCCCGCGAGCCUCACAAAGUUGGCAGGGGCAGCGGGGUCCGAAUCCCGCCCACUGGUGACGAUGCGGUCUCCCGGCCUCUACUCAAAGGUCUGUGGGACGGGUCGCUGCGCCCCCUCGCGGCCGCCGGGGAAGGUGGCCUGAGGCUCGGCCGUUCCAGGGCUUCGAGCGGGGACCUCGCGUACCCGGAAUGGGAGCGACACGCGGAGCGACGCCGGUAGCUCGGAGCAAGGGGUCGUUUGUCCGAUUAUAAAGGGCCUCCGUGCCCUGUGCCCGGGCGUCGAAACGUCACCCCCGUUUGGACCCCCGAGCGCCGCACACUGGACGUGAGGGCCCCGCCCGUCCAGCGCGCGUCAUCUUCGUGCACGCGCUCGUGACCUGUUUGCGCAGGCGUUCAGGGUCUGCGCAGCUGCCAUUACUCCCUCGCUGCCGAGCAAAGCGGCUUGUCAGUAGAAGUCCGCGAGCGCAGAAGGAAGGCACCCACCCUGGAGCCAUGGUCCACGCCUUCCUCAUCCACACCUUGAGGGUCCCACAGGCCGAGAACACGGGACUUUGCCGAGUGCUCUACUCCUGCGUUUUUGGUGCCGAGAAUUCACCCGAUGACCCACGGCCACAUGGUGCUGAGAGGGACAGGCUCCUCCGCAAGGAGCAGAUUUUGGCCGUGGCCAGGCAGGUGGAGUCCAUGUGCCAGCUGCAGCAGCAGGCAUCCGGCCGGCCCCCUACAGACCUGCAGCCCCAGUCCUCAGAUGAGCCAGUGCCCCUGCAUGAGGCCCCACAUGGGGCCUUCCGCCUGGAGGCAGGGGACCCGUUCCAGGAGUCUCGGACAGUGGUGUGGCUGGGUGUGCUCUCAUUAGGCUUUGCUCUAGUGCUGGAUGCCCAUGAGAACCUUCUACUGGCCGAGGGCACGCUUCGGCUGCUGGCUCGCCUCCUCCUCGACCACCUCCGGCUGCUGGCCCCUGGCGCCAACGUCCUGCUGCGGGCUGACCGCAUCGAAGGCAUCCUUGUCCGCUUCCUGCCUCACGGUCAGCUGCUCUUCCUGAACGACCAGUUUGUCCAAAGUCUGGAGAAAGAAUUCAGUGCUGCCUUGCCCCGCUGACCCCUCACUGGGAUGGGACUUUUUGAGAGGGCAAGGAGAGAAUGGGGCUGUUCGAACACACACUGCCAGGUGAAACUUGGCAUUUGCCUCCUGCUCAGCCUGCUCCCAACUCUGGUGUGCUGCCACACCCAGGACAAGUGGAUGGGACAAGGUGGCAGAAAAGGUGGAGGGGAGGAAUCACAGAAUAUUCUGUGCCUGGAGCUGCCGCAUGACUUAUUUAGACUGCUGCUGUGGGCCAGCCCUGCUUGUAUUUAACCCUACUUCUCCCAUCCCCACCAGCUAGCCCCAGUGCUGGGGCAGUGAGGAACGGCUACCUGGAACUCAGCCCACCUUCUUCCAAACCCACAGUCAUCACAGUGCGAAAGGAUUCUGAGACUCCCAGGGUGGGGCAUCUGGCCCCUGCCUUUGCACCCACUUAAGCAACAUCAUCAAUAAAGAUUUUGUCGGUGAUGACCUGCUUGGUGUCCAGCCCCACCACAGUUCACAGAUGUGUCAGUCGUUCACCAGGGGAGGAUUCUGUAGGUCCUUUUGGGCCCAGCCCAUGCCCAUCAGGCAGCCUUGAGAUAAUGAUGGGCUUCCCAUGUCCACAGGGAGACAAAGUGCCAUCAGAUGGGUGCAAGAAGUCUGGCCUGGAUGAUGUUAUCUUGUUCAUUCUGAAUUCAAAGCACCAACUGUGAUUUCACCCUCCAUUUCUGUGAAUUUGAUAACUGCAUAUGCGCCUGUUAGUAAGUGCCUCUGUAUGGCCCUGAGCUGGGUGUUUGAGCCUUUGUGGUCAAGGUUGCCCCCUCUGUCUCCUUAGGUGCCUCCUUUGGAUGGUAGCACUUGCUUCCUCUACCACAAUGUGGUGAUUUGGUGUGGAUUCCUGAGAAGCAGAGCCUGAGAUAAGGAUUAGGUGCAAGCGCUUUAUGUGGGAGGUGAUCCCAGGAAGCACUGGAGGGGGAGGUAGCCCAUACAGAUGCAUUAUCAGGUGGGGUUGGGGUAGGGAGCUUAGUGCCUCUGGGGACCAGUGCUCAACAGUCCUCUCUGAACAUCACUUGAGUGAGAGCACAUGGGUGUUGGCUGCUCCCUUCAGUCAGUGGUCGUGAGUUGGUCCCAGGGCAAGUUCCCCGGCUCUUCCCCCAGAAAAAGCUCUCAGGCCCUGGGACUGCCUGAGCAAUGGUCAGGCCCAAAGGGAUAUGAGCGGGGCACCAAAAUGCUGUUAGGGAGUCUUUAAUCAGUUGUUCCUAGUGGUGGUUCAGAAUAAUUUCAUUGGAAAAAAACCUCACCUUACAUCUAUUUUUAUAAUCUGCUCUGUUAUUUGUGAGGUGUGACUUUCUUGCAUGGGCAGAACAAGCCUCUUCCUAGGCAGUCAGGGUGCUGGUGUCAGCCCCAUUUUAUACGUGCCAAGCAUCAGUUGCCCUUUGGCAUCCAGGAAGGACCCACCUGUACCCACUUAGGAGGCAGCGCCUGUAAUUGGGGUUUUGCCCUUCCGAGUCUGCAGCCAAGGUCACCAACCAUGCUGUGCCUUCCAUCACUACUAUCACCAUUGGGACGAGGCCACCUUCUCCACAAAUCACGUUGACCUUGAAGACCUAAAGGGACCUCAGGCUGUGUGUGGCAAGCCAUGCUACCGGAAAUGUCCCGCAGGUUCCCAGUGGGACACUUCUACCUUGUACAGCUUGCUCUUCUAGGCCGCCCCUCUCCUCAUUCUGGGCUGGUGGUCCUGGUGGAGUGACCAUGUUUUCACAAAAGCAGACCCCUCUGGCCUCUGCUGAAAGGCCCAAGCUUGGCUAGUCGGAAACCUUUCUGCCUAUUCUUCAUACUGAACUUGAGGAAGAGACUGAGACCAGCUCCCUUGAAAGCUGUGGGAAAUUGGGAUUAAGUGGGCUGAUGGCCUUACUUCCCACGAGUAGAGGAAACGUGCAGGGAAUGGCAGUGACUGAGACCCUGCCCUGGAGUCACUGAGCCCCUGGUUUUUAUUGUUCUAGAUGCCCAGUUAGUACCCAGAUUUCCUUAACCCCGAAGCUUGCCCAGUACCCUUUCCGUACAUUACCAGUUUUGGCCCAGCACCUCUGAGCCAGGGUUCCACCGCGACUUUUUAAGCUUACCUCACAUUCAUCGAGCCUGCCUGGGGCCUGACACUGCUAAGUGCUAUGUAGGGUACAAGAUGCCCCCAAGGGUCCAGGAGAGAGAGAGAGAGCUGGGCACAGAUGCCUGCUAUGCAAGCAGCAUAGAUUGACCAUCACUGAAUUGAUCCAAAGUGCUCUAAACAUCCAAAGGAUUUUCGCCUAUAUUAUCUCCUAGGAGUUUUAUAGUUUUGUUUAUUACAUUUAGGUUUACAAUCCAUUUUGAGGUAAUUUUUGUGAAGGUUGUAAGUUUUGUGUCUACAUUGAUUUUUGUUUUGGUUUUUUUUUUGUAUUGAUGUCCAGUUGUUCUAGCACUAUUUGUAUUGCCUUUGCUCCUUCAUUAAAGAUCAAUUGACUAUAUUUAUGUGGGUCUAUAUCUGGGCCGUCUUCCAGUCCAUUGACGUAUUUCUUCAUUCUUUCACCAAUACCACACUGUCUGAUUACUGUAGCUUUAUAAUAAACCUUGAAGUUGGGUAGUGUCACCUUUUUUCUUCUCCUUCAAUAUUGAGUUGAUCUUUCGCCUCUCUACAUAAACUUUAGAAUCAGCUUGUCAAUAUACACUAAUUAACUUGCUGGAUUUUGAGUGGGAUUGUUGUGUUUAAUCUAUAGAUCUGGUUGGGAAGAACUGACAUCUUGACAGUACUGAGUCUUCCUGUCCAUGAACAGGGAAUAUCUCUCCAUUUAUUUAGUUCUUUGCUCUCUUUCAUCAGAGUUUUGUAGUUUUUCUCAUAUAGAUCUUGUACAUAUUUUGUUAGAUUUAUACCUAAGUAUUUCAUUUUGUGUGUGUGUGGUGCAGAACAUAAGUGACUCUGUCUUAAAGCUAAUCCGCCAUCUUGACAUCUGGGUGAACCUGGACCCUUGAGCCCUCCCACUUCCCCUAUGAGCUCUGGCAUAUGAACACAGAGCUCUGGGCUGAUCACAGGACUCCCAUUUAUUUGCUCUCUGAAGCGGGGCACCCUCUAUAUUUCUCUUAACUUGUUCUGGCACUAGAGCCUCUCGGCUCCUGGUCCCUUUGAUUAUCCAUACAUUCUCACUGCUUUUUGCUAUAAAAAACAGAGUCUGGGGGGUGGAAGGCAUGGGGAACCAUUCAUCUUGCUGCCUCCUGAGACUGCUUUCUGUGUGAAAGUUCCCUAUUAAAUUCUUUAAAACUGCAAGCUGGACUUGUCUGCCUCAUUCUUUGGCCUCUUGGCUCCUUCAGCCACUUUGCAUACAUGGCCCUUUCACAAAACAGGUAUUAAUGUAAAUGGUAAUGUUUUUUAUUUCAAAUUCCACUUGUUCAUUGUUGGUGUAGAGGGAAGUGAAUGAAUUCUGAAUAUUAACCUU
Hipposideros armiger (great roundleaf bat) is the source of this 4690-nucleotide messenger RNA. RefSeq names its product adaptor related protein complex 5 subunit sigma 1 (gene AP5S1). The record is from RefSeq and is a predicted model, not a curated record. Bases 660 to 1262 code for a protein of 200 amino acids. Gene Ontology annotation, biological process: double-strand break repair via homologous recombination; endosomal transport. Gene Ontology annotation, cellular component: late endosome; AP-type membrane coat adaptor complex; cytosol. The transcript is spliced from 3 exons. Lineage: Eukaryota; Metazoa; Chordata; Mammalia; Chiroptera; Hipposideridae.